AUGAUGGCGAUAGUGCGCCGUGUUGUGUGUGUGUUGGCCGCUGCUCUGUGCUGCGUUUUAUUCUGCGUGACGGCUGAUGCUGCUGUUGAUAGGGCUGCGGUGGAGGAGCGUGUGGCUGUGUUGUCCGAUGCUGCGACGAACACGCAACAAGUGUUGAAGGAAGCCGGGCAGGCUUCUGCUCAAUAUGACGCCGCUGCUGCUGAAUCUAUGGCUGUGGAGGGGAGUGCCGAAAAGGCAAAGCCGCACAUCGAUAAAAUGGUGGCCGAGACAGCGAGUGCAUUGAGUGAUGCUGUUAAAGCGUUCGAAGAGAUUUCAAAGUUUCCUGAUGUGACAUCUGGUAGCGUUCCGAAAACGUCGUUGAGUGCGUGUAAUCUCCUGACUGCUUCCACGAGUGCGCAAUCUGCGGCGGAUAAUGCCAACAAGGCUGCGGGAAAUGCAAUGAGUGCUGAGGUGCUACUCAGGGUGGUGGAGAGAGAUGCGAAGGAAGCUCUGGCAAAGGCAACCAAAGCACAGGAACUGUCUGAGGCAGCAGUGCAGAGCGCCAAGGGUGCAGCAGAGAGAGUAAAGGCGGCAAUUGCAAUACCUAAUGACGUCGUGCAGAAACUCUCCGCGGUCGCAGAGAAAGCUGGGGAGGCAAACAAGAACGCAGCGGAUGUUGCUUCGAGUGCUUCCGAGGCGGUGAAUAAGAUUGCGCAGGCACUGAGGGACAUCAAGACCGCGAAUGCAAGCGCGAGUUCGGCGGCAGCGAGUGCUAAGCACGCAAAAGAUAACGCCAUGGAGGUGCAGACGGAGUUAAAGCCGGCUGAGGCCGAAAAUGAAGUGGUAACAGUAAGCACAGAGAUAAAGGAUCUUGCUGCGAGGGCAAAAGCAAACGCUACAGAUGCAAAGACGAAAGCCCAGUCGGCAGCAACGAGUGCAAAAGAUGCCUUGCAGAGUAUUGAUGCUGCACUAAAGGCUACUGCAAAUGUGAAGAAACUUGCAGACGAAGUAUCGGACUCCACUGACAAGGCAAAGGAUUUGGCCACGGAAGCCAAAGAAGUUAUUGAUGCUGCGCUCAAAAAAGCACAGAAAGAGUUGAAAUCAUCCACUGAUGAUGUUGAGGGGAAUGAGAAGGUGUCUUCGAGCUCACAACGACAAACUGGGGCUGCUACUCAGAAGGAAAACAGAAUCUCUCCUUCUGUUGUGCCACACACCACGACUAGAGCGGCUUCUCUUCCCACACAGAGCGGUGCGGCUAAGAAGCCUGAGGCUGCUGCUGCUGUUGCUGGGACACACCUAAUGGGAGAGAGUGCUGCAAAGUCGCCCGAAGUGAAUGCGUCGCCCGCAGUCGAUAAGUCUGAUGCUGCAGGAGAAGCAGAGGUUGUGGCUGAAGCAAGCAAUGCAGCCACGGACACUCAUAACAAUCGUGUUGAAGAGCGUUCACCAGCAGAAGAGAAGGCAACUGCUGCGUUGCUAACUGUUAAGAAAAGCGAUGGGCCCGCAGGCAAAUAUGACAUUGGAAUGACGGACAGCAGCAGCACCAAUCCUGCGUGGGUGCGUGCGCCGCUGCUGCUGCUGUUUGUCUGUGUGGCUCUCUGGUAA
Molecule: messenger RNA, 1581 nt
Organism: Trypanosoma grayi
Lineage: Eukaryota; Euglenozoa; Kinetoplastea; Trypanosomatida; Trypanosomatidae
Exons: 1
Coding region: 1-1581 (526 amino acids)
Source: RefSeq, a predicted model, not a curated record